AUGCGGGGCCGCUUCCACGCCGGCAAAGACAAAUGGCCAGACCUGAACCAACUUAUCAGAGAAAGGCGGCUGGGGAUCUUAGCACUCCAGGAAUCCCACCUACCCGAUGACGACUGUAUCUUGCUGAACGAAAGGUAUAAGAAUUCGCUACUCAUUACCCACUCAAGCGACCCGUGUAACGUCACCAACAAUGGUAUUUCCAUAGUUUUUAAUAAACUACUAGUAAACACGGACUCUAUCGAAACGACGGUUCUCAUACCUGGUCGUGCCCUCUGCGCCAGACUUAAGUGGCACAACUCGCGGACACUCACUAUCUUGGCGGUAUACGCCCCAAGUUCUGGCGGAACUGACAACGAAGAAUUCUGGGUAUCACUCCAAAAUAAGCUCACCGCGCCAGCCUUCAACCUUGGUAAACCCGACAUCAUGCUCGGAGACUUCAACGUCGUCGAAGACUCCCUGGACCGCCUUCCCCCGCACGCUGACCGGAACCCCUCAGUAGCCGCACUACGAAACCUAAAAACGACACUCACCAUGGGAGACGGCUGGCGCGAAGCGUACCCCGACAUUAACGCAUUCACCUUCUUCCAGACGGCCCGACAAGGUGGCAGGAAGUCCCGCAUUGACCGUAUCUACCUAAAUACAUCCAUGAUCCCAUUCGCGCGCGACUGGGACAUCAACUCGUCCGGGAUCGACACUGACCAUAAGUUAGUCACAGCCCGAAUAUCCGCUAAAGACCUACCAUUCAUUGGACGAGGCAGAUGGACCAUGCCCAUCUUCCUCGUAGAAGAUGCUCACAUCUUAAAAACCAUCAAGGGUCGCGGAAAACGCCUACAAAACGAACUCACCGAGGGUGAAAGGGCUGACCGGACCAACACGAACAACCCUCAACUUGCAUUCAAACGGUUCAAAGACGACAUCAUAAAGAUGGUCCGCGACGCUGCAAAGAAACGGGUGCCUGCCCUGGAACGGAAAGCACUCGCCCUGAAAGGGAAAAUACAUGAGACUAUGAACGAUCCCCUAUCGAACGAGGAGGAAAAGAGACUGGUAACAUCAGUACUCCAAGAU
This is a messenger RNA of Coniophora puteana RWD-64-598 SS2, 1065 nucleotides long. RefSeq names its product DNase I-like protein. Gene Ontology annotation, biological process: base-excision repair. Gene Ontology annotation, molecular function: double-stranded DNA 3'-5' DNA exonuclease activity; phosphoric diester hydrolase activity; DNA-(apurinic or apyrimidinic site) endonuclease activity. Lineage: Eukaryota; Fungi; Basidiomycota; Agaricomycetes; Boletales; Coniophoraceae. Gene Ontology annotation, cellular component: nucleus. The annotation marks the transcript as partial. The transcript has a single exon. The record is from RefSeq and is a predicted model, not a curated record.